AAUCGGACACUGACGCUCCUCCUCCAGUCCUUUCCCCCGAGUGCCUGCGGCUCUGACAGCGGUCGCUACUGCUCGCAGUGAGUCUGUCCUGUGCCUCAGUACGUAGCCCACCGUGCCUCUGAGGCGUGUGAUUGUCCCGGCUCGGGCUGACAGCCGCAGCAAUGCUGAGCGCUGUGCUGCGAAGAAGGAGUUGCUCCUGUGUCAGGCGCAGGAGGAGUCUGUGCCCCACUCUCCCUAGCAGCAGUGGCUGCCCUGCCUCGCCCCUCUGCCCCAGCCCUCUGAGAAUCCUCUCCUCACCUAGCAGCAGCAGAGGGGUGCAGGGAAGCUCUCUCCAGCCAGGUGCUAAUAAGGUGAAGCCGCUACAAGGUGUGAAAAUUCUUGAUCUAACAAGGGUACUUGCAGGACCCUUUGCAACAAUGAAUUUAGGAGACCUAGGAGCAGAAGUUAUUAAAGUGGAAAGACCAGGAGUUGGUGAUGACACAAGAGCCUGGGGACCACCUUUUGUUGGAACAGAAAGCAUUUAUUUUCUCAGUGUAAAUCGAAAUAAAAAGAGUAUAGCUGUCAAUAUGAAAAAUCCAAAAGGAGCAAAGAUAAUCAGAGAGCUUGCAGCUGUGUCUGAUGUUUUUGUGGAAAAUUAUGUCCCUGGGAAACUGGCUGAAAUGGGCCUGGGGUACGAAGACAUUAACAAGAUUGCUCCUCACAUUGUGUACUGUUCAAUAACAGGUUAUGGUCAGACUGGUCCAGCAUUUCAGCGAGCAGGUUAUGACUCUGUUGCAGCGGCUGUUUCUGGUCUUAUGCAUAUCACAGGGCCGGAGGAUGGUGAUCCGGUUAGGCCAGGAGUAGCCAUGACAGACCUUGCUACAGGGCUGUACACGUAUGGAGCAAUCAUGGCCGGCCUGCUUCAAAGAUAUAAAACCGGGAAGGGACUUCACAUUGACUGCAAUCUAUUGUCAUCUCAGGUUGCAUGUCUUACCCAUAUAGCAGCUAAUUACCUUAAUUGCAAAAUGGAAGCAAAGCGGUGGGGUACUGCUCAUGGCAGUAUUGUUCCUUAUCAGGCUUUCAAAACUAAGGAUGGCUACCUGGUGGUGGGAGCUGGGAAUGAUCAGCAAUUUGUCACCGUGUGCAAGAUCCUGAAUUUGCUUGAAGUUAGUAAAGAUUCCAGAUAUAAAACUAACAAACUCCGAGUGCAGAACAGGAAAGAGCUUAUUGAAAUAUUAUCAGCCCGGUUUUCAGAAAAAAUGACCACCAAAUGGCUUGAACUCUUUGAAGGUAGUGGUGUUCCAUAUGGUCCAAUCAACAGUAUGCAGCAAGUAUUCUCGGAUCCUCAGGUGCUGCACAAUGGACUUAUCAUGGAAAUGGAUCAUCCAACAGUAGGGAAGAUAGCUGUUCCAGGACCAGCUGUCAGAUAUAGUGAAUUCAGUGCAUCAAAGCCCAAGCCUCCACCUCUUGUUGGACAGCACACGGUGGAGGUACUGAAGGUUGCACUGGGGUAUGAGGACAACGCCAUCGAGGAACUUCUCAGGACUGGUGCAGUUGUUCAGCAUGAAGUCAAGUGA
This is a messenger RNA of Emys orbicularis (European pond turtle), 1556 nucleotides long. RefSeq names its product succinyl-CoA:glutarate-CoA transferase (gene SUGCT). Bases 162 to 1556 code for a protein of 464 amino acids. NCBI's taxonomy places the organism in Eukaryota, Metazoa, Chordata, Testudines, Emydidae. The transcript has 14 exons. Gene Ontology annotation, molecular function: catalytic activity. The record is from RefSeq and is a predicted model, not a curated record.